Messenger RNA from Suricata suricatta (meerkat), 2189 nucleotides. RefSeq names its product leucine rich repeat containing 63 (gene LRRC63). NCBI's taxonomy places the organism in Eukaryota, Metazoa, Chordata, Mammalia, Carnivora, Herpestidae. The transcript has 9 exons. Gene Ontology annotation, molecular function: protein binding. The record is from RefSeq and is a predicted model, not a curated record. Bases 1 to 1725 code for a protein of 574 amino acids.
AUGUGCAGUACAAAACAAAAGGGCUUAAAAGCCAAGACUGGUAAAACUAAGCCACAACUUGUGAAGGUCACUCUAGAAAAAACCACUUCAAUUGAAAGAGAGAAAACUAGUUUCCCUGAUGUUUCAAGAAAUCAAUCACAAACCCGUAUCAAUAUCCAAAAUCUCUUUAUUGAUUAUCAUGUACAAGAAAGAGCGACGACUAUUUCAAUACCAAGAAAACAUCUUAAGAGGGUCGAUUGGCACAAUCCAGAGACGGCUACUGGUUCCAUAUUUUUUCCAACCUGUCAUUCAGCCUCAAGUCGAAUUUUUGGGAUAAAAACAAGCCAGAUGGAAACUUCAAGAAAAUCGAAACAAGAAGCACCAAAAAGAAAACAUCUUUAUGCUGAAAACAUGUUCAAUGACCUUCUGAUUCUCUCCUCAGAGUUCUCCAGACCUGCAAGUGCCCCAGAGAUUACUACCAAGCUCACGAAAGUUCACUCUGAGUACCUACCUUUAUCAAAGAAGAAAUCCUUUAUUUUUAAGCAACAUCUGGUAGAUUUAAAUGAAACAGGACCAAGGUCUCUACUAAGAAGUAUGCCUGUUAAAACAGAAAGGCAGUGGUCUGAACGUGUAAAACAAAAUACUGCAGUGGUACUAACUAUUAGUCAUUUUCCAGACUCCAUUGUCCUGCCGCCACCAAUUUUGCCAAGAAAACCUUUAAGACAGUCUUUGUUAGAAACUCAAGCAACAGAAUCUGAGAAUGUGGAAAGUGCUUCAAGGCAAAGCAUGUCAAACCUGAAUGAAGGUAUCAUUAACAUCAAACCUAAAAAAAGAGAGGAAUCCGGUAUUAUACAUGGUCAAGGUUUUAAGACUAUUAAUGCAACACGAUAUGAAACAAUAAUAGCAAUGGUCAACCUGGCCAUAGUAAACUGUCAAGUACAUGGAAGAAAUGCACUUAACCUUAAGGGUUUUUUUAUCUUGAAUUGUCCAGACUUAACACCUUUGGCUUCCCAACUGAUAUAUCUUAACUUAUCCUUUAAUGAUAUCAGUGAAUUUCCCACAGAAAUAUUUUGCCUUAAAAAUUUACAACUACUGUUCCUGAGAAAUAAUCCAAUCAAAGAAAUCCCUUCCGAAAUUCAACAACUUAAGUUCCUUAGAGUUUUCAGCAUUGCCUUUAACUUGAUUACUACUCUUCCACCUGGGUUGUUUUCUUUGACCUAUCUUGAGGAACUUGAUAUUUCCUACAAUAGUAUUGCUUCUAUUUCAAACGAAAUCCAGAAACUCAGACUACUUGAAAAACUGAAUGUUGAUGGGACCGAGCUGACUACUUUUCCACCUGCAAUUUUGAAGCUUAACCUGAAAAAACUCCAGUUUGAGAAUACUUUCACUCACCCUACUUUUUGGAAAGAGAAUUCUUUGAAUAGCCCCCCGUGUCUUACACAUCUUUCUUCUUUGUUCUUUUUAAAAAAUAAUCUACAUAAACACUACGAAGUGAUCCCAGUGGAAAUUCAGAAGCUGCUAGAAUGCCCAUCUAGAUGCGAAUGGUGUCAAGGUCCCAUGUUUGGUGAAGGUUUUCGAGUUAUCCAAUCCUGUGAUAUUUUUGGAGCAACAUACCUUCCUGUUUUGUAUCAUGUCUGUUCUUCUUACUGCUAUAGAAAAGUAAAGGAAAGCAAUUUCAUUUUAAAGAACGUUCCCAACAAAAGAACAGCUCUAAAUUCUGAGUUGAGAAGUCCUACCAUAAUUUAGGUGUCCCACUUUAAGAGCCAUUAAAGUUUAUGUAUGUAGUGAUUCAUUUCUUUGAGAGUACAGGUUCUGUCUUCUGUGACUCAUCUUUGUAAUCCCAGCUCCUUUUGAAACUUUGUGACUGUUAGGGAAUUGUUGAAGAAUAAUUACUUUAGGAAGAUUAGUAAAGGUCUUUGGAUUUCAAUGAAGAUCUAGAAAUUUCUUUUAUCACAUGUUUGCUGUAAAGCUGAAAUGAUAGAAUCCUUUGCACAAAAGGAUUUAUCUUACAAGUGGCAUUUUUGUGCAUCUAUUCCAAGUGAUGAUAGCAUUUCAAAGUCAUCAGUGGGAUUUGUGCCUCAUAUGGGUUCAAAGCCAUGUACCCAAGUUCUCUCUGAAUCCUGUUUGUGAAUUUUUCUAGAAAUCUGUCCAGUGCCAAUCAUCUCAAUUGUGGAUUGUUUUAAGAAUAAAAGAUUCAUUCCAGUCCUAAA